Messenger RNA from Zea mays, 820 nucleotides. RefSeq lists its product as uncharacterized. The transcript has a single exon. The record is from RefSeq and is marked predicted. Bases 8 to 571 code for a protein of 187 amino acids. NCBI's taxonomy places the organism in Eukaryota, Viridiplantae, Streptophyta, Magnoliopsida, Poales, Poaceae.
AGCAGGCAUGUAUUUUUUUCUCAUUCCUUUGUUCUUGAUUCCAAGUUUGCAACACGCAAGGCAGCAGCCGCCCAUCGGCUCAAGUGCCGCUCGAGCACGCGGCCACAACAGCCACCGCACCGCCCUGCGCGCAGGCGAGCAUGCGGGCACAACGGCCAUGGCACCGCCACGCAGGCGAGCGAGCAGGCCGCGCUGCCGUACGCAGGGCACCGCCACGCAGGCGAGCGAGCAGGUCGCGCUGCCGUACGCAGGCGCGCGAGCACGGGCCCAGCCGCUACUACUGCAGGCGAAACCAGACAUCGCCGCUCCGGCAAGUGGGCGCGCAGCCGUCGCAGCACCACCUCUACGGCACGAGGGCGUCGCGCCGCUGUUGCUUCAAAGGUGUGCUGACGAGCAGACGCGACCCCAUCGUGACCGAGCACAGGCCAUCGCUGUUGCGUACGAAGCUCAUGCUAUUGCUGCGCAGGCCAGCUCCCAUGCGCCGCCGCCGUCCCGCGGCAAGCGCGCAAGCCAAGCCACUGCGCCACGAGCACGAACACACAGGUUAAGCCACCUGCGCCGUUGCAAGUGAAUAUGUAGGCGCGGCUGAUUCCGCGGGCGGCGUUCCGACUGCCGCCGCUGCCACUCCAUGGGCACACGAGCCUGCAGGCACCGACCGCCACCGGCGACACGACCUCGAAGAUACGCAGGCUGGCGCGGGCACCACCGCCCCGAAGGCUGGCAGGCGCGCCAGCCGGCGCCGCAGCCUCGGAGGUAGGUAGGCACGACCGCCGCCGCCCCAAGUUUGCACGAACCGAAAAUAGGAAGGAAAGAAAAAAAG